Prunus armeniaca (apricot) is the source of this 426-nucleotide messenger RNA. The record is from the annotation of a GenBank genome assembly. Lineage: Eukaryota; Viridiplantae; Streptophyta; Magnoliopsida; Rosales; Rosaceae.
AUGCUAGAAGUCAAACUUCUGAAUUCUAGGUUGAAGGCAUCAGCCCAUAUUGAAUCAAGGGUGAAGACUUUGAAGGGAAAAUAUGGUGCUUUAGCUGAUGCAUUAUCUCAAAGUGGUUUUGGGUGGAAUGAAGAGGAGAUGAUGUUGGUAUGUGAGGAAAGUGUAUUUGAUGCAUGGGCGAAGAACAAAAAGGAUGCAAGGGAUGAAGAAGAAGAUGUUAGGCGAGAUGAUGCAAGUGUUCAUCAGAAUAGAAGUGUGGGUGAUGAUUUUAUUGAGGAGAUGUUUUCACAUCUUGAUGGUGGGUCACAAUAUGGGGGUUCAGAAUAUGAGGGAUCUCAAUUUGAUGAUGUUGAGGAUUUAGAAGAUGAUGAGACAAUUUUUACACAACCAAAUCCCCAACCCUCAAGUGACCAACAACGUGCCUAA